Molecule: messenger RNA, 8600 nt
Organism: Cebus imitator (Panamanian white-faced capuchin)
Lineage: Eukaryota; Metazoa; Chordata; Mammalia; Primates; Cebidae
Gene: TUT7
Product: terminal uridylyl transferase 7
Exons: 27
Coding region: 297-4850 (1517 amino acids)
Molecular function (GO): RNA uridylyltransferase activity; nucleic acid binding; zinc ion binding
Source: RefSeq, a predicted model, not a curated record
UUUCCGGUGUGCGCGGCGGAGCGCUAGGGCGGGGGCACAGUCGGCUCCCAAUCGCGCACAAUGAGACAGCGCUGAGCGCCGGAAGUGGGGCCGAAGGAAAACACGGAGAGGGAGCCCGGCCGGGACAGGAAGAGGCUGGGGACCGCGGCGAAGGUGGUGAGUGAUCCUGGGCGCCUUCUCCUCACGUCCCUGCCAGACUCGCCUCCGCGCUGAUUCUCCAGUGGGUUUCCUGGACUCCAGAGUAGCGGUCCGCCUGGCCCCGGAGGUGCAAAGUAAGAAAAUUGAAGUCAAAGACCAUGGGAGAUACAGCAAAACCUUAUUUCGUGAAGCGCACUAAAGACCGAGGGACUAUAGAUGAUGAUGAUUUCAGAAGGGGUCACCCCCAACAAGAUUAUUUAAUAAUGGAUGACUAUGCUAAAGGCCAUGGCAGUAAAAUGGAAAAGGGCCUUCAAAAAAAAAAGGUAACACCAGGGAACUAUGGGAAUAACCCCAGAAAAGGACCAUGUGCUGUUUCCAGCAAUCCGUAUGCAUUUAAAAACCCAAUCUACAGUCAACCCGCUUGGAUAAAUGACAACCACAAAGAUCAGAGUAAGAGACGGCUGUCUGAUGAACAUACUGGUAAUUCAGACAACUGGAGAGAAUUCAAACCUGGACCUAGAAUUUCUGUUAUAAACAGACCAAGAAAAGACUCCUUUCAAGAAAAUGAAGAUGGUUAUAGGUGGCAAGACACAAGAGGCUGCAGAACUGUAAGACGACUGUUUCAUAAAGACCUAACAAGCCUAGAAACCACGUCAGAAAUGGAAGCAGGAAGUCCUGAAAACAAGAAGCAGAGGUCCAGGCCUAGGAAGCCACGGAAGACUAGAAAUGAGGAAAAUGAGCAGGAUGCAGACUUGGAGGGCCCCGUGAUCGACGAGUCUGUGCUUUCAACGAAGGAGCUGCUGGGCUUACAGCAGGCUGAGGAGAGACUGAAAAGAGACUGCAUUGACAGGCUAAAAAGGCGACCACGAAACUACCCUACAGCAAAGUACACCUGCAGACUCUGUGAUGUUUUAAUUGAAUCCAUUGCAUUUGCCCAUAAGCAUAUCAAGGAGAAGAGGCACAAGAAAAACAUUAAGGAGAAGCAAGAGGAAGAGUUGCUCACUACGUUACCCCCACCAACACCCUCCCAGAUAAAUGCAGUUGGCAUUGCCAUUGACAAAGUAGUACAGGAAUUUGGCUUACACAGUGAGAACUUGGAACAGAGGCUAGAAAUCAAACGUAUCAUGGAAAAUGUGUUUCAACACAAGUUACCAGAUUGUUCGCUAAGAUUAUAUGGGUCAUCCUGUAGCAGAUUGGGUUUCAAAAAUUCAGAUGUGAACAUUGACAUCCAAUUUCCAGCCAUUAUGUCUCAGCCAGAUGUCCUCUUACUUGUUCAAGAAUGUUUAAAGAACAGUGACUCCUUUGUUGAUGUUGAUGCAGACUUCCAUGCUAGGGUGCCAGUGGUGGUGUGCAGAGAAAAGCAAAGUGGUCUUCUUUGUAAAGUGAGCGCGGGAAAUGAAAAUGCUUGUUUGACAACAGAGCAUUUAACUGCCCUUGGAAAACUAGAACCAAAGCUGAUUCCUUUGGUGAUUGCCUUUAGGUACUGGGCAAAGCUUUGCAGUAUAGAUCGCCCUGAAGAAGGAGGUCUGCCACCUUAUGUGUUUGCCCUUAUGGCCAUUUUCUUUCUUCAGCAGAGGAAAGAACCCCUUUUGCCUGUAUAUCUAGGAUCAUGGAUUGAAGGAUUCUCACUAAGCAAACUAGGGAAUUUCAACCUUAAAGGCAUUGAAAAAGAUGUUGUGAUCUGGGAAUAUAGUGACAGUGCUGCAGGAGACACAGACUCAUCAAAAGAAGAGGCACCAAGAGAAAUGCCGAUUAAAAGGGGACAGGUGUCAUUAAUAUUGGAUAUGAAACACCAGCCUUCAGUACCAGUUGGGCAGCUCUGGGUGGAAUUGCUUCGAUUCUAUGCUUUAGAAUUUAAUUUGGCUGAUUUAGUGAUAAGUAUUCGUGUCAAAGAAUUGGUAUCUCGGGAAUUGAAGGACUGGCCCAAGAAGCGCAUUGCCAUUGAAGAUCCCUAUUCUGUUAAAAGAAAUGUGGCAAGGACCCUAAAUAGUCAACCUGUAUUUGAAUAUAUACUUCAUUGUUUAAGGACAACAUACAAGUAUUUUGCUCUUCCACACAAAAUUACAAAAUCCAGCCUUCCAAAGCCCCUGAAUGCAGUAACAUGUAUUUCACAACAUUCUAAAGAAGUAGUAAAUCAUAAUCCAGAUAUACAAGCAAAAGAUGAUAAACUCAAAAACUCAGUUUUGUCUCAAGGUCCUGGUGCUGCCAGUUCAGCUGCAAAUACCUGUAAGGUACAGCCAGUUACUCUUAAGGAGACUGCUGACGGCUUCGGAAUCCCACCAACAGAAGAAAUGGGAAAUGAACACAUCAAUGUCCACCCCGAAAACUCAGACUGUAUCCAGGCAAAUGUUAACUGUGAUGAUUACGAGGUUGAUAAAGUACACCAUCAAGAAACAGGAAGGAAAAAUGAGAAAGAGAAAAUUGGAAGGAAGGGCAAGCAUCUGUUUACUGUUGAUCAGAAACAUGGGGAGCGUGUCAUCUGUGGCAGCACAUGUAAUAAUGAGUCAGACAGCCCUUUGGAUUUAGAAGGCUUCCAAAAUCCCACAGCUAAAGAGUGUGAUGGACUUGCUACUUUAAAUGACAAAGUUGAUCUUGAUGGAGAAAGUAUAGAAGGUACUGAGGAACUAGAAGACUCUCUAAACCACUUUACCUACUCAGUACAGGGCCAGGCAUCAGAAAUGAUUCCCUCUGAUGAAGAGGAGGAGGAGGAUGAAGAAGAGGAGGAAGAAGAACCUAGGCUCACCAUUAACCAAAGGGAAGAUGAAGAUGGCAUGGCUAACGAAGAUGAGUUAGACAACACGUACACUGGGUCAGGGGAUGAGGAUGCCCUAUCUGAAGAGGAUUAUGAGUUAGGCGAGCCUGCUAAGUAUGAAGAUGUGAAAGAUUGUGGGAAACAUGUAGAUGGAGCUCUGCUAGUGGAACUUAACAAAAUAAGUCUUAAGGAAGAAAAUGUGUGUGAAGAAAAUUCACCUGUGGAUCAGUCUGAUUUUUUUUAUGAAUUCAGUAAACUUAUCUUCACCAAAGGCAAGUCUCCUAUGGUGGUGUGCAGCUUAUGCAAACGAGAGGGUCAUCUAAAGAAGGACUGUCCUGAAGACUUCAAAAGAAUCCAUCUAGAACCUCUGCCACCAUUAACACCCAAGUUUUUAAAUAUCUUAGAUCAAGUUUGUAUCCAGUGUUAUAAGGAUUUUUCUCCAACAAUUAUAGAAGAUCAGGCUCGUGAACAUAUUCGGCAAAACCUAGAAAGUUUCAUAAGACAGGACUUUCCAGGAACUAAAUUGAGCCUGUUUGGCUCCUCCAAAAAUGGAUUUGGGUUCAAACAGAGUGACCUUGACGUCUGUAUGACAAUUAAUGGACUUGAAACUGCUGAGGGAUUAGACUGUGUCAGAACUAUUGAAGAAUUAGCACGAGUCCUCAGAAAACAUUCAGGUCUGAGAAACAUCUUACCUAUUACAACAGCAAAGGUACCAAUUGUGAAGUUCUUCCAUUUGAGAAGUGGUCUGGAAGUAGAUAUCAGUUUGUAUAACACAUUGGCCCUUCAUAACACAAGGCUUUUAUCUGCUUAUUCCGCCAUUGAUCCCAGAGUGAAGUAUUUGUGCUAUACCAUGAAAGUAUUUACAAAGAUGUGUGAUAUUGGUGAUGCAUCUAGAGGCAGCUUAUCAUCAUAUGCAUAUACUCUUAUGGUGCUAUAUUUUCUCCAGCAGAGGAAUCCACCAGUCAUUCCUGUUCUUCAAGAGAUAUACAAAGGUGAAAAGAAACCUGAAAUAUUUGUUGAUGGCUGGAAUAUUUAUUUUUUUGAUCAAAUAGAUGAACUGCCUACUUAUUGGCCAGAAUAUGGAAAAAAUACAGAAUCUGUUGGGCAGCUAUGGUUGGGCCUUCUUCGUUUCUACACAGAGGAAUUUGAUUUUAAAGAACAUGUUAUUAGCAUCAGGAGAAAAAGUCUGCUUACAACUUUUAAGAAACAGUGGACCUCAAAAUACAUUGUUAUUGAAGAUCCUUUUGAUUUGAAUCAUAAUCUUGGAGCUGGAUUGUCAAGGAAAAUGACAAAUUUUAUAAUGAAGGCUUUUAUCAAUGGCAGAAGAGUAUUUGGUAUUCCUGUCAAAGGAUUUCCAAAGGACUACCCCUCAAAAAUGGAGUACUUUUUUGAUCCAGAUGUGUUAACUGAAGGAGAGCUGGCCCCAAAUGAUAGAUGUUGUCGAAUUUGUGGGAAAAUCGGACACUUCAUGAAAGACUGUCCUAUGAGGAGAAAAGUGAGACGGCGUCGAGAUCAGGAAGAUGCCUUGAACCAAAGAUACCCUGAGAACAAAGAAAAAAGAAGCAAAGAGGACAAAGAAAUUCACAACAAGUACACAGAAAGGGAGGUGUCAACAAAAGAAGAUAAGCCCACGCAGUGCACACCUCAGAAAGCCAAGCCAUUGCGGGCAGCUGCUGACCUGGGGAGGGAGAAGAUCCUCAGGCCACCAGUGGAAAAAUGGAAGAGACAGGAUGACAAAGACUUAAGAGAAAAACGUUGUUUUAUUUGUGGAAGAGAAGGGCACAUUAAAAAGGAAUGCCCACAGUUUAAAGGCUCUUCAGGAAUGUGUAAAUCCGAUUGUAUGUUUGGAUCCCCCUCACCUGUCCCUUUGAGACCAACUGGUCCAUUUGUUCAGGUAAACUUAGCUCAAACAAAGAAGGAGGCAUGUCUGUCAUCUGUUCACUCAGGAGAUGCUCCCUGAGUGCUCUCAGCUCUGCACCAGGUCCUGGGCACCGUGGUGGCAGCCUGGGCCCUCCUUCUGACUGACCUGCAGUGCUCUUUUUCUCUGUGCUGUGUGUGUUCGGUGCAUGGUGAGGCUUGCUGGGCACUGGAUGGCAGGGCCUUGUUUCAGAACUCCUGCAUAUGGUCUUGCUUUUCAGUUAACUUGGAAAAUUCUGCUACCCACAUGCCUUAUUUCAGCUCUCCUUGGGUAUGGUUUCAGUUUUAAGGCUGUUUCAGAUGCUCUUCUUUUCGAUAUUGUAAACCAGUCUAUUUCAUUUUUUAGGCAGUGCUUUUACAUGAAGACAAAAAGAAACAAAAAACAACAAUAUUUUUGAGUCCCCAGUCAGGUAUGUGGGUUUUUAAAAGAAAAACAAAUGUGUAUUAUUUUAUUUACUGCAUACUUUACCACAUGCCUUCUGAGACUCUCUGAAUAUGUGUUUUUCACAGGGAUUGAACAUCAGAAUCACUUGGUGGAACUCUAAAACACGCAGUUGCCCAUCCUCUACCUUUAUUUCCUAAAGUUAAUUCUUCAGUGGUUAAGCAUGGGCCUGUGUGUUUUGUAAAUGUUCCAAGUGAUGUUUAUACCACAUGUGAGUGGCAACCAGAGUCUUCAAUUAUUUGUUCCAGUCAUGUGCUUUUUGUUGCUGCUUUGAACUUGCUGCUGUCUUGCCAGCAGUGUUUUCUCCUCCUGGAGAGUAUUUGCCACACACAAAGUAAGGAAAAAAAAAGCAACUUUUAACCUGAACUCCACUCCUACCCCUCAGCUACUUCAUGUAUUCAUUCUUUCAACAAAUAGUUAUCCAGCCUUUCCCUCCCUUUCUAAGUUCAGGAUGCUGGCUUCAACACUGAAGAUACAGCAGUGAACAACCAAAUCCCCUUCUCUCAUUUACUCUGCAUCCUUCUCAGAAGAGGUAGACAAUAAAGAGAUACAGAGAUAAUAUGUCAUGUGGUGGCAAAUGCCAGGAAGAAAUAACAAAGCAAGAAAAGGGAUAAAGAGGCAGCCUCUCUGGUAAAGUAACAUUUAAGCAAAGAAUCAAAUGAAACAAAGGGGCUAGUUAAGGGGAAAUUGGCAUUAGACUGGUAAACUUAGAGUUGUCCUGCAGCAUUAGUGAGGCAGUGUGGCAGGGGCGGAACAGGAUUGGAAACUUGAGAGACAAAGAAAUUGAAAAAAAAAAAAAAGAGUGGAACAGGCAGGAGGGGUGAGUGAGUGGUGGAGGUGAAGUCAGAGGGUGGAUGGAUCUGGGUUAUGAAGCGCCUUCAGCAGUGGUAGUAAUUGUUUUGUUGCCUGCCCCCCCACCCCCCAAGUGAAAUGAGAGACUAUUGUCUCUCUGAGCCAAAGAGUAAUAUUAUCUGAAUCCUAUUUUAAAAGGUUCAUUAUGUCUACUGUGUGGAGACAAGGUGGCCGCUUAGAAACCAACCCACCCCAGCCUGCUGAUUUGUAGAGAUGUGGUCUCCCUAUGUUGCCCAGACUGGCUUUGAACUCCUGACCUCAUGUGAUCCUCCCAACUUGGCCUCCCAAAAUAUUAAAAUGAUAGAUAUGAGCCGCCACACUUGGCCAUAGCUUCAGCCUUGAGCAGAUACUUUCUAAGAUACUUUCUAAACAUUUUAUAUAGGAAAAAGCUAAUUCUUGAAUAGACAAGAUGUUCGUUUUGCUGAGAAUAACGUAGCAUGGUGUUUAAGAUUGUGUGGGUAUGAUUUCUGGCUUUGUGAUCCUGAGAGACUGCCUUAUCCUCCAUAUGCCUCAGUUUCCUCAUGUGUAAAAAGGGGAUAAUAAUAAUACCUGACAGGGAUGUUGGGCAAAAUCCCAUGUAAAAGUACCUAGAACAGUGCCUGUGUAUAGUGAGAGCAGAGCAAAGGUUCCUGGUGGUGGUAUUAUUCCUUCAGGGUAUCACCAAGUCUUCCAGUGCCAGCAUUGUUCAAUUGAGAGAGAAAUAUAGAUGCUAGGCAUACACCUAGAAAUGGCAUUGACAAUAAGUUAGGACUUCUGUGAUUAUCUUCUGAGUAAAAGAUCUAAAUACUUAUAAAUCUUUUGAGCAACUGGAGAAAAUGUAUUUACUACAGGAAAAAUGUAUUGCAAUAAUUAUGUUACUUUAUACCAGAAAGGUGGUUAAAAUUCUAUCCAAUAAAUUAGACUCUUCCAAGUAAGUGUAUGACAGAUGAAAUAACUAUCUAGUUAUCCAUGAUAGACGUAUCCAAAUCAUCUAUGUUGUUAUAUGUGAACUAUAACUCACCUGUAAAUAGUAUUAAUUUCCCCACAGCUCUUCCCUUCCGUAGUACUAAGUGUCUUUGACCCACUUGUAAUUUCUCAAGAGAGCAUGUUGAUACGGACAGCCCCUUCUAUCAUACAUGGUGUAUUGACCUUAGGCAAGAGAUGUAGUUUCUCUGAGCUCCAGCUGUCUCAUCUAUAAAAUUGGUGUUAACACCAUUUAUCUCAUAGGGUGCUAAGAAGAUUAAAGUACCACCCAUAGUAGGCACUCAGUCAAGUUCUCUUUCCUCUCCUGAUACCUACCUCCAUCCUUUCCUCUAGGUUGCAUACAGUUCUUAACUCCCAAAGGAGAUCAUAAUAGAUAGAAAGUCCCAUGAAUGUCCUUGCUCUUUGUUGUUACUUCUCCCCCUCCGCACACAAUGCCUUAGAUAUUCAGUAGGUUUUAUUGAAUACAGGUGAACUUAUUUGGAAGGAAUAAAAAGGCAAAGCAGGAGAAUGAGCAAGAACAUGAGCUUUAGAGUGAGAGACUUGAGUUUGAAAUCCAGCCCAACCAUUUACUAGUUGUGUGACCUUUGUCAAGUUAUGCAACCUCUCUGUGCCUCAGUUUCCUUGUUGGUAAAUUGGUGCUAAAACCUCACAGGACUAUUGUAAGGAUUAACUUCAUGUAGAUAAGGCACUUAACACAUCUUAUCACUCAAUAAAUUAUCACUGCCCUUUGUUACUAUGGUUAACAGAAACACUUGCUGUAAUUUAUCUCUUCUAACUUAUAGGACAAAUAAAUAAUGGAAAUUUCUAAGAAAACAAAAUUAUGUAGAGAUUGUGGUACCACAGUGAUAAACUGAUUUUUAUGCUCACAUUAAUUACUCUGGUUUAUGUAUGAAAAUUUAUUCAGUAUUAGAAUCUCAGAAAACUAAUGUUUUUUCCAUUCUUUAAUCUUCCUACCCUUUUUUUUGGUAAAUUACUUUAAAAGAAAACCUACCUCUGUCUUUUCUUUUAUUCCAUUUUAAUCUUAUGGCUUGAAAUCUGAAAACUUUGAGGUGCUGUAAGAGAUUGGUGGAUGUAUUUUUGCCCUCAUGGUAAUGUAUUCUUUUACAGCUUUUAUCAUUGAUCAGAAUUUUAAAGCCUCCCUAUUUUAAAAAACAAAAAACAGUGAUCUUUAUGAUAAUAAGUUUUAAAUAAUAGAAAUACUUAUAAAAAUAGUAUGGGGAGAUCUCAGUGAUAGUGAAUAUAGAUCAUUCUCAUUGAUACCCUUCUUUGGAUAUGCUAGUGUAUUAAUAUACCAUUGUUUAUUUAAUCAUGUCUUAUUAAUGGACUGGCUGUUUUCACAUAUUUGUUAUACCAACUGUCUUCACAACUUGUGAUUACAUAUUCUCUCCCCAAAUAUUGAAAGCCCAUAUAUAUCCUUGUACAUUUUUAAAGUUGAUAUCUAAAUCUUUCAUUGUAGUUGCAAAGCAUGUAAUUUCUUGGGGGAGAGGGGCUGUAAAUAUUGACCUUUUAAAAUAAAACUUGUAAGUCAGCCUUAAA